AUGAAGUCAGCUUUUAAGAAUGGAGAUGUAUGGGAUGAUGAACCCUUGGGGGUUGAGGGUGAUGAAGGGAGAUCUCAAGUCCCGAAAGUGACAAAGGAGUUUAAGAAUACUUUGAUUGGGAAUAAGGGGAAGUUGUCAGGGAAGGAUUUAAGAGAGAUCUUGGAUGUUGGGAAAAAGGACAGAGAGGGAGGUUGAUCAGGAGAGAAGAGAUCUUUGAAAUCAGGUUGUGCAAAUUCUCAGUUCAAGUUUAGACAUUUUGGGAAUUGUAAGCCAAAGUCUCAGAAGUAUGCUGCCGGCAUUAAAUCAGGGUUUUCUUCUCUAUCUCUAGCAAAGAAGCAUACUAGUGAUCUAAGAAGAGUUCCUUCAUGUGAUAUCCUGAAAAGCCUGAGGUCAUAGGAAAUCCUCAGUUUAAUUGGAGCAUAAUCCAAACUAACUGUCUUAAUUCUUC
Moneuplotes crassus is the source of this 448-nucleotide messenger RNA. Lineage: Eukaryota; Ciliophora; Spirotrichea; Euplotida; Euplotidae. The record is from the annotation of a GenBank genome assembly.